CCGCUGCGCAUUUAGUUUGUGUUUGGAUUGCUGAAGUACCCUUCUCUCCAUCUCCACACGAGCUCUCCCGUAAUAAAUCAUAAAUUCAAAAUCCCUAGUAAAACGGUGGGUUGUUCGAGACCCGUCUGUAACUCCUCUCUCACCUCACGAAAGCACGUGCCUUUACCAUUCCCACACUGAAGCGUGGAGGUUUAGCGGUUUAGUUUCAUAUUUAUCCUGCUUGGUCCGGAUGGGUUUGUAGAUGUAGUGAUGGAUUUCUGGGCUCCAUAGCAUCCAAUAUGUUAUCUUUAAGGGAUCUUUGGAGAAAGCAUAGGAGGAAGAUUUUUGUUACUGCUGGUGUUCUAGGAAGUGGGUAUCUUCUGUAUAAAUUAUAUGAUGCUCGAAAGCAUAGUCUUGCUGAUGUGGAAAGGGAACUUGCAAGAGAGAGGGAAAAUGAUGAACUCAUUAAAGCCCAAUUGCAAGCUCAUUUUGAGAAUAUUCAGAGAAUAGCUGAUACAACAACAUUGCCUCAUGCAAUGCAUUGUUUAAGUUGUACGAUAGCUGAAGAACUGGAUCUUUCCCCACUUACUGAGAUGCUAAAGAAGGGGAAGGACCAGCCAAACAGCUUGUCAUUUUCAGAGAAACUUGAAUUGUGGGAUAGACUCACAAUUUUAAGCUUCACAAGAAUGGUGGUGUCAGUAUGGGCUGUAACAAUGCUUAGCUUAUAUAUUAGGGUUCAAGUCAAUAUUCUAGGAAGACAUUUGUAUAUUGAUACAGCCUGUGGUCUUGGAAGUCCCCAUUUACAUGAGGAUGCUGAUCUCAUUGAGAGGGAUGACCAGCAGAAAUAUCUGGCAGGUGCUGAUUUUCUUGCCAAUCGUGGCAUGCCAGUCUUGAUUUCUAGUGUGCAGGUAGCAGCUACAGAAGUUUUAAAGGGAAAGCAGUUGAUGGAUUUCUUCAACACUACAGUGCUUCAUGAAACUGUCAUGCAGAUACUAGACACGUUUAUGAACACAGGAAGUCCCCAUCACUGGGUGGAUUGCUUGGUGCCUGAAGAUUCAAGUGUAAAAAAACUUUCUAGAACUGCCAGCAGUGACAGCACGAUUCUUUCUGAUUUUACCAAAUUCAAUAAACUUAUGUUUGAGACAAAAGAAGUACUAUCAAGUGCUGAAUUUGGCAGUGUCGUUGAAAUAUCUCUGAAAGCAGUGGUGGAUGCACUGGUUGAGGAUACAAGCAUUCAAUCUGGGGGCAACAGUCUAGCAUCAGGGAUGCCCCUAGCAAAACUUUUGCCAAGGAUUGCACAAAUUGGUCCGUCUUUGGUUGAUGAACCAAUCAAGAAUCGCUUUAUCAAAAUCAUACAGAGUGUUCCAGAGGUCGAGCUUUUCUUCACCCUUCUUUAUGCAAGCAUGCCAGCCUCAUAAGAUAGGCUGGCUCCUGGUUCAUAUAUUUUUCGGACAUUUCAUUUUCAUUCAAAGGAAGGCAUGAACGUAAAGAAUCUGAAUAGGUCUGUCUGUAAUCUUUGCUCAUUACUGAAUCCGUCAAUUGUGAAUUGUGGACAGAAGGCGGCAUUGGACCUAGGAUUUAGCCGUUAUAGGAUUGAAGAAAGAUUUGAGUAAACAAUUUUCUUCCUUAUUUUUCUUGAAUAGAAAGUAAUAAAUUCAGCAGGCAUUU
Messenger RNA from Rubroshorea leprosula, 1647 nucleotides. The record is from the annotation of a GenBank genome assembly. NCBI's taxonomy places the organism in Eukaryota, Viridiplantae, Streptophyta, Magnoliopsida, Malvales, Dipterocarpaceae.